This is a messenger RNA of Ruditapes philippinarum (Manila clam), 997 nucleotides long. RefSeq names its product E3 ubiquitin-protein ligase TRIM33-like. Bases 26 to 982 code for a protein of 318 amino acids. NCBI's taxonomy places the organism in Eukaryota, Metazoa, Mollusca, Bivalvia, Venerida, Veneridae. Gene Ontology annotation, molecular function: zinc ion binding. The record is from RefSeq and is a predicted model, not a curated record. The transcript has 2 exons.
AUAGGUACGGUGUUGUUAAUACAUUAUGGAAGUUCCUGGUCAAAAGUUGUCGAAGGACGAAGAUGCAAAACUGUGUUGUUUAUGUGAAGAUUUUGACAUAACAACAUAUGCAGAUGGUUUUUGCGUAGAAUGUGAAGUUUACUUUUGUAAUUCAUGUUUCGUGAAACACAAAGGACGUAAAAUUAGUAGAAAUCAUUCCUUAGUAAGAGUCGAUGAUUCGAAUACAGUGACGGUAACGGUUGGUGAUACAUAUGAAACAUGCCAAGAGCACAUUGGAGAAUUUGUGAAAUUCUAUUGUCCAAAGCACGACAAAGUUGGCUGUGCAGAAUGCAUUCUUGUAUAUCAUAAUGGAUGCAAGUUGGAACAUAUCCGUGACAAGGCUGCUGCAUAUGAUAACAGUCAAGAAUUUAGACAUCUUAGAAAGGAGAUGAAGAAAUGCAUGAAAGAGGCUGAAGACAGUCUAUCAUUGAUAAAGAGCAACCGAAAACAGCUUAACGAGUUCUAUGAGCAAUUUGUUAGCGACGUAGAGGCAUUCACAGAUCAUGUAAUUGAACGUAUACAUAAAAUGAAAAAGAAGGUUCUUAAUCAGGCGAAGGACAUUAUGUUGAAUGACAAGAGGAAAACCGAAGAUUUACAGAAGGAUAUCGACAAAUUAAUAGCUGAAUUGACACGCCAAAACAUUGAACUGGAGUCAAAAAGUGACACUCCAAAUAACCUCUUUGUAGCAGCCAUGCUUAUAAAGCCAGAACUGAAAAAGACCCAGGAACAUUUUGAAACUUUAAGAAACAAAAAUCACGUGACUCAGUAUAAGUUCAUAGAAGACAAAAUUCUAGCACAAACAAUAACAGAAAGCAAGGUGAUUGGGAUGCUCAUCGAACAGCCGUUUGAACGGAGUGAACAUCAUCAACACGAAUUUAAACAAUCUAAUUCAGCUGAUGAAGAUCUUUUACCUCAGGUCAGUCGAUUUAUUAAAAAAACCUAAUUUAAGGUGGUGUAC